CAGUAGUCCAGGUGGGGUCUCAGGAGAGUCAAGGAGAGGGAGAGAAUCACAUCUCUCAACUCACUGAAAAGAGUUUUUAACCCCAUCAUGAUAAUAAUGAUACACAAUGCCUGAUCAGGACAAGAAGUUGAAGAGCACAGAAAAAGCACUAAAACAAAAGCCUCCUGGGAUCUCUAUGAGGGAUUAUUCUGAUCUAAAAAGGCUUCAGUCUCUCUUAAGUGUUCAGUCAAGGAACUAACAGCUUCCAGCUAUGUAUAUUGAAAGUGGUCAAACCACUGUGACAAGAACUUGGCAAAAUGUCAAAGGCGAUGAACAGCAGUCCAAUGGUCAAUGCCAAGAAUCAACAGAAGCUGUUGAGCUUGAGAAAUUUAGUGUGACCUACAAGAAUGAGAGAAAUUUUAGCAAGCAUCCCAAGCAUCAGCUGUUUCAAGAUAUCUUUACAACUUUAGUUAAGGACAGACUUACCUGCAGGCAAUGGGUUAUUCAAGCUCCGUGCAUGCAUUUUCUUAGAUUAUUAAUCUGCCUGAGAUUAUUAAUAAGACAUCCAUGAUACCAGAAAAUGCUCCACAGCCUGGGCGGAAUUGAAAAUCUAGGUCAGUGUAUGGAAACAGUAGCAAAUGGUUAUCUUAAUUACAGAGAAGAGCAGCACAAUGUAGACAAGUUGGUCAACAUGACAUAUAUUUUCCAAAAGCUUGCUGCUGUUAGAAAUCAAAGAGAAUAAGUUAUAACAAGUGGAGCACAUAAAACCUUAGUAAAUUUAUUAUCUGCCAGAGACAGUUAUGUGUUUUUUGGUGCCCUCCUUGCUCUGACUAGCUUAGUAGAAUGUCCAGAAUGUAGGGAGGAGAUAAGUGUGAUUGUUGAGAACUUGCUGGUGAUAUUACUUGAAUAUGAUUUUCUAACAGGUGAGAUCACAACAGAGUUGCUAUGACUCCUUUGUGCAGAGUCAUGAGUCAAAAAGUAAAUAAAAAUGAAUGAAGGAGUUCCAGUCUUGCUCAGUUUGCUCCAUUCUGAUCACAUCAGACUUCUAUGGAGUAUAGUUUGGAUUCUGGUACAGGUUUGUGAAGAUCCUGAGACUAGUGUGGAAAUUUGGAUCUGGGGUAGAAUCAAGCAGCUCCUUCAUAUGUUACAGGAGGAAAGAAAUCUUGUAUCUGAUCUUGUAUCAAGCUCUUCAGUUGGAAGUUUAUCUAGUGCAAAUGCAGCAGGGAGAAUCCAGUAUCUUCAUUUGUCAGAUGGGCUGAGUCCUGAUGAGAUACAAGAAAAUACUUUCUCACUUCAAGCAGCUAAUUGUGCUGCAAUUACUGAACUAGUGGUCAAUGAGACUAAGGCUUACCAGGUUAUACAGGCAAAUGCAAUAUAUACAAUAGCAAAGCUAAUUUUCAAAGAAAUGAAUGCUGAAAAAGCCAGUUUAUUACAGGAGGAUGUAUUGAAGCAAAUUGCUGAAAGUACUGAGAACGUGAAUCAGAAUAAGGCACCCACAAAUCAUGUAGGCAAUGAUGCAAUUUUAGAGUACCUUGGCAGUGGAGCUUUUGGAAGUGUAUAUAAGGUUAGAAAGCAUAAUGGACAACAUCUCCUGGCAAUGAAAGAAGUCAAUUUACACAAUCCAGCAUUUGGAAAGGACAAAAAUGACAGAGAUAGCAGUGUCAAAAAUAUUGUCUCUGAUUUAACCAUCAUCAAAGGGCAGCUUUAUCAUCCAAAUGUUGUAUGGUAUUACAGAACCUUCUUGGAAAACGACAGGUUGUAUAUAGUGAUGGAUCUCAUGGAGGGGGUGCCAUUGGGAGACCAGUUUCACUAUUUCAAGGAAAAGCAACAACAGUUUACAGAAGACAGAAUAUGGCAUUUAUUUAUCUGACUUUGUCUAGCUCUUUGUUAUUUGCAUAAAGAGAAAAGGAUUGUUCAUUGAGAUCUCACUGUGAACAAUAUCAUGUUGGAGGAUAAAGACAAAGCUACAAUUACUGACUUUGGUCUUGCGAAGUGAAGGCAAGAAAUCUUUCAUGUCCAUCCUGAACUUGUAAAGGGUGAGCUGUAUGGAGGGAAGGCUGAUGUCUGGGCUGCAGGAUGCAUCCUUGAACAGAUGGCCACUCUGAGCCCACCAGUUUACAGCACCAAUAUGCCCUCCUUGGCAACUGAGAUAGUAGGGGCUGUGUAUGAACCUGUGCCAGAAGGACUGUACUCUAAAAGUGUCUCAUUUACCAUUAAGAGCUGCUUGACUCCUGAUGGAGAGGCACAUCCAGACAUGGUAGGUCUUCUGCCUCAUGUGAUGAUGAAAUAUCUGGAGUUUUUAUCCACCUCUCAUCUCAUGCUGGAGAAGAAACUGGAUUGGGAGAGGAGACAAACCCAGUGGUACUUCAUGGAGGCUAAUUGAAAUGCAGUAACUUAUCACCAUCAACUUCCCAUUUUAUCACAAAAAAAUGAUGAGAAGUUGAGUCUGCAUCAUAGCAGCAGUGGAGCAGCCAGUUGCAAAAGUGAAUUUUCAAAAAAUACUGACCUUCCAGUUGACAGUUGUCAGUCUGCACAUGGAAAAGAUGAGGAAAGAACAUAUGAAGCAGUCCUGGUAGAGGAUGACUGGACUAUGGAGAAAGGUAGAUGUCAGCAAAAGAAGCAUCAGGUAUUUUCUCUGAAUGACAAUGAAGUAGACAUAGUGGACAAUUCAAACAGCUCCAGUUCAAGUAAUUUGGAAGAGUCUGCUGUUGGUAUAAUUAAACAAAGUUUUAGUGUUUCUGAAAGACAGGCUCAGAUAAGACCCUGUUUGAAAUGUUCUGGAUCAAGACUGCAAUCAGCAUUGGCAGGAAUUGAUGUAUCACAAGGAAAGGUGCAUCAGAUCAGUGACCCUGUUCAGCAGAUUCUUUUUCAGCUGCACAAAAUUAUCUUCAGCACUAAACUUCCUCCAGCUUUGCAGUGCAACUUGGAAAGGAGAGUUGUUGAGAGAUUCAAGAAAUCCCUCUUCAGUCAGAAGAGCAAUCCUUGUAAACUGGAAACAGAAAUCAAAAAGGUCUUGCAAUAUGCUGCUGAAUUGAUUGAAACCAAUAUCUUCACAACAGAUUGGCAUGGGGUACAUCUUUCUUCAGGUGGAAAUAUGUUGCUUCCAGAUGGUAGAAAAGGCAUUCUUGGCACUUCUGGCAUGGCAGAAGGGAUGACAUAUGAGCAGUUGCAGGUUCUAAUUGAAGAGGUUCUAGAGGAAAGUGGUUAUUACAGUUUCCCUUCUUACAGGGGAAUUAUCACCAUUUCUGAUUGGCUCAGCCUUGGCCAGCAGCAGUUCUGGGGCCAGCGGGCAUUGGCUCUGUCAGACCUGGGGGAAGCUUCUGGCAGCUUCUCACAGAAGCCACUCCUGUAG
Messenger RNA from Agelaius phoeniceus (red-winged blackbird), 3331 nucleotides. The record is from RefSeq and is a predicted model, not a curated record. NCBI's taxonomy places the organism in Eukaryota, Metazoa, Chordata, Aves, Passeriformes, Icteridae.